AUUCGUUUAAAAUAAAAACUGGAACCAGAAUGUGCUUGCGAGCGGGGACGAAAUCGAAGCAUCUUCUUCCCUUGUUUCAAUUGUUGUUUAUCAAUUUUUGUCUCAUCUUUAUCGUCAUCAUCGACCCGAUCUCCCUCCAUCUUUUAUAGUUCGUCCCUGUCUGCAGAGAUGGUCCGCAAUGCAAACCUUGUUCCGUAUCCCUUCUCGAGUCCCCCACCCUCGUGUGCUCGUCUCGCCCGCCGGUAUUUGGGUAUGCUUUUCUGGCAAAGCGUUGGGUUUGCGGCCACUAAACACCGCUCAGGCGAAAAGCUAGACGAUACCAAGGCGUCUUCUGUCGUUGAGAGCUCAUUCGAGUUUUAAAUUACCGAGAAGCUCACGUUUGCCCAGAUGCUUGCAAUGGAAAAUGUCUCAAGAAUCAACAAAUCUCAUCAUCAGUCUUCAUUUGGACUCGUGAGAAGUGGUUAUGAACCAUCUGACACUGAAUCAGAAUGGCAGGAAAGCCCCUGGCAUGAUGGGCUCUUGACUUCAGGCAGGCAAAUAGCUCCUCAACAUCAUCAGCACACUAUAACCGUUAGUCCCUUACAUUAUAAUCAGAAAUAUUUUGAUGAAGGCAACAAUAAUAGGACGACAUAUGUUCCUAGAACCAGUUCAACCCCUAGAAGACAAAAUAGGUUUCCUUAUAAUCCACUCAAAGGCGGUGAAGAACUUAAUUUUCCAUCAGUAGGUUCCAGCUUAAGGAAGAAUACCAGUCCCCUGAAGGCCUCAGAUCAUCAAAGACACAUUUCUCCAUACAGGUCCAGGUAUGAGGAACCUAUUCAUCAAAAUCAUGGGCUUCACCACUCAGUCGGAAAGAGGAGCCAUAGAACACCAACCAGGUCUCACAAGUUGAGUGAUAUUAAUCCCCAUACACAAUUUCAUGAACUUUCAGUGGCAAGUGGCAGAUCAAGUUACAAUGCAAAUAGGUCAGUAUCUGCACCAAAAUCAAAGGGAAUGGAAGAAUUUCAGGUUAUCACUGGUCCUGCAGCACCUACAAGACAAAGAUGCUCACCAUUGGUCAAUACCACGAUUCAUGGUCAGAUAGGCCAUGCAUACCCAAGAGAUCCUCCAAUUACUACAGGAAGUGAUGUGAUUGCUGAUAAAAAUCUCUCUCGAGUUCCCUCAUACAAUGCGUAUGAUCUAAAGAGCAUCGACUCAAUUUCACCUGGUGAUAUCUUCUUUUCACUAGAUCAAGUAGCUUUGGCUCAGAAAAAUUCUGAUACUGGUGUGGGCAAAAAAGACCAAACUUUUAGUCAGAAAACGCAGAUGGUUUCAGAAAGUAAUAUACCUAGCCAUCAGUUCUCUAGAGGGACAAAUUAUUGUGGUCAAACUUCUCAGAGCAUUUCAGUUCGUGGUGUUGUGUCACAAACAAGCAAUAACUCCAGUUCUAUUAGUCAGCGUAGUAAUGGUGGAACAAGCACUAAUUUUUUCUCUUCUAAUACUCGGCUGAGCAAGAGCAGGGUCAGUAAUGAAAGUACCAAGUUUAGUGAUGAUGGUGGAAAAGUUUCUGGAGGUUUUAUUAAGUUUGCAAUUAACCGACAGAAAAACCAAACAGAUUUAUGGUUUUCCUGUGUUAAGGGAGCUUCAUGUGGGAAGUCAAAGUCACCAAAACAUAGGACAAUUGAUGAAGCUUCUUACAUUGAGAAGGCAAUUGUGGUAGAAGAAUUGAGGCAAUUUUGGGCUGAUAAGCAUCGUCCAAGAUCACUGGAUGAGUUCAUCUGUCAUAGACAGAAAGUGCAGCAGCUUAAACAACUUGUCUCUCCAAGCAACUGUCCUCAUAUUCUUCUCAAAGGACCAACUGGCUCUGGAAAGAAAUCUGUGUGUUUGGCUUUGCUACACGGACUGUUUGGUGAUUCAUCUUCAAGAGUCACUUUUGAGUUAAAACAUUACAAAGUCCAGUGGCAUACCAUUGCUGAAGCCAUGAAAGUCAGCUUCCUUGUUCUUGAGUCAAAUCCAUUGCAAAUUACAGUCCCAUUAGCAUCAAGUGCUCAUCAUUUGGAACUUAAUUUGAGGUUGCUAGGGAAGAAUGCUAACCAUGCUUUAAUGGCUGUUGUGAAGGAGAUAGCUGAAAAUCACGUGCUUGUACCUGAAAUUAGCGAUGCAAGUUUUAAGAUGGACAUUAAAGUGAUUGUUCUUUAUGAGGUCGACAAAGUAACAGAAAAUGUUCAGCACUUAGUAAAAUGGAUAAUGGAUUGUUAUGCUCAUGUAUGCAAGAUCUUCAUAUGUUGUCAAGAUGACUUUGCUAUUACUGAUUCCAUUAAGAGCAGAUGCAAAAUUAUUAGCAUUGAUGCCCCAGUUACGCAUGAGAUAGUGGAGGUUUUAACUCAGAUUGCAGUGAGGGAGAGCUUUGAGUUGUCAACAACAUUUGCUGCCAGAAUUGCAACUAAAUGCAAACACAACAUAAGGAAGUCAAUAAUGGCCCUUGAAGCAUGUAAAGAACACAAUUAUCCCUUCAUGGAUAGGCAACUAAUACAUACUAGCUGGGAGGAGAUUUUAGUUGAAAUUGCAGCAGAGAUUUUAGAUGAUCCAUCACCAAGAAGGUUAGUUUUGGCUCGAGGGAAGUUUCAGAAGUUGCUUGUGGAAUUUGUUCACCCGAAGUUGAUUCUCCAAAAACUUGUGGAAGAAUUGCUCAAGGGAGUAGAACGCAGUAGGAAAAGGGAGAUCUUUUAUUGGCAUGCGUACUACAACAAGAGGUUGCCUGCUGGAACAAGUGCACUGAUGAAAUUAGACGAAUUCGUAGCCAAGUUUAUGAGCAUUCACAGGAAGAGUUUAGCAACACAGUUCGAAGUAUAAAAUCUCGAAUAAACAAUUUGUGUACAAGACUUAAUUCUGAACACCUGUUUUACCAAAGCAAUAUCCAGAAUCCAUAUUUUUAUCAUGAUAUUGUGACCGAAUUAUCCUUCUAAGUAGAAUCCUGUAAAUUUAGUAUGAUUUUACUUUUCAUCUCGCAUGUCUUUCUAGCUAUAACUUGUUACAA
Molecule: messenger RNA, 3013 nt
Organism: Zingiber officinale
Lineage: Eukaryota; Viridiplantae; Streptophyta; Magnoliopsida; Zingiberales; Zingiberaceae
Exons: 13
Coding region: 388-2829 (813 amino acids)
Biological process (GO): DNA-templated DNA replication; DNA repair
Cellular component (GO): DNA replication factor C complex; nucleus
Molecular function (GO): DNA binding; DNA clamp loader activity
Source: RefSeq, a predicted model, not a curated record